UUAAUAACUUUGUCUCUAAAACUAGUACAUGCACUAUGAAGAUGCAACGUACAUUUAUAGUCAUCUUAUCUAUAAUACUUUCUUUCUCUAAAUACAUAUUGCUAGCUCAAGCUAACUUUCCAUUUUUUGGACACUGGUUUGUUGGAUCACAACCUCCUACGAGAGUAUAUCAUCGUCUUCCUCUUGGAUUCGAUGUCGUUGGACCGGAGGCCAUAGCUUUCGAUUGCGAAGGUAGAGGUCCAUAUGUUGGAGUCUCUGAUGGUCGGAUACUCAAGUGGGAUGGAGCUGGUAAUUGGAUUGUUUUUGCAAUAACUAGUUCAAACAGGUCAAAUACAUGCGACGGGGUUAACAAUUCACCAGUUGAGCAAUAUUGUGGCAGACCAUUAGGGCUAAAGUUCAAUCUGGCAACAUGUGAAUUAUAUAUUGCUGAUUCAAGUUAUGGCUUGGUGAAGGUAGAUCGUAAUGGUGGUGAAGUAACUUCACUUGCUACUAGUGCUGAGGGAAUCCCAUUCAGAUUUUUAAAUGCCUUAGAUAUCGACACUGAAAGUGGUGCAAUCUAUUUUACUGAUACGAGUUCCACCUACCAUCGAUGGGAAUAUCCGAAGGCUAUAGCUACAUUUGAAAGGAGUGGAAGAUUGAUAAAAUAUGAUACAAAGACUAAAGUCUUGACAGUCUUGCUAAGAGAUCUAUAUUUUGCAAACGGGGUAGCAUUAAGCAAGAACAAGGAUUUUCUUCUUGUUGCUGAAACAAGUUCUUUUCGUAUACUAAAGUAUUGGCUUAAAGGGCCUAAAUUUGGAACUUCUGAGCUUUUUCUUCAACUUAUUGGGUUACCAGAUAAUAUAAAUAGAAAUUCUAAUGGAGAAUUUUGGAUUGCAAAAACUCCAUCUAAACCAAUUAAGGUUGAUGAAUUUGGAAACAUAUUAGAAAUUUUAGACACAUUUGAAAUAACGGAUGCUAGUGAUGUCACUGAAAUUCAUGGUAAUUUAUGGAUUGGUUCUGUUAAUCAGCCUUAUGUUAUAUAUACCACCUAACUUGUGUAGAUUUUGUUGUAAUAAUACUAUAUGUAUAUGUAUCUAUUCAACCAAUUGAGGUUGGCGUGAGUGGUUAAAGAUUUACUCUCUUUAACUAAGGUCUCAGGUUUGAGCCUUUGGGUAUGGAAAAAAACCUAGCUAGAAUGGAUGCUACCUUUUGAGGUACUCAUGCAAACUCCCGCGAAAGAUUAGUCCAUUCGCCAAAGGCUGUGGAAACUCUUGAUAAUAGGAAAAAAAAAUGUAUGUACUCAAGGCUUAUGUCGUUUUUGCGAGUGAUGUUAGUUUGUAAUUUUUCUUUUGUAUACUUAUUCAAUUUAGCUUGUAAUUGCUCA
Beta vulgaris subsp. vulgaris (sugar beet) is the source of this 1363-nucleotide messenger RNA. Its product is annotated as protein STRICTOSIDINE SYNTHASE-LIKE 10. Gene Ontology annotation, molecular function: strictosidine synthase activity. Gene Ontology annotation, biological process: biosynthetic process. The record is from RefSeq and is a predicted model, not a curated record. Lineage: Eukaryota; Viridiplantae; Streptophyta; Magnoliopsida; Caryophyllales; Amaranthaceae. The transcript has 3 exons. The coding region runs from base 36 to 1031 and encodes 331 amino acids.